Messenger RNA from Penicilliopsis zonata CBS 506.65, 786 nucleotides. RefSeq lists its product as hypothetical. The record is from RefSeq and is a predicted model, not a curated record. The transcript is spliced from 2 exons. Bases 1 to 786 code for a protein of 261 amino acids. Lineage: Eukaryota; Fungi; Ascomycota; Eurotiomycetes; Eurotiales; Aspergillaceae.
AUGAUUUCCCUCCUCCUUUUAGCUAGCCUGGCUCUGGCAAGCAACUCCUGCUUCAGGAACGCAUACAACGCCUCAGGCAGCAUCAGCUUACCAUAUCCCAGUCCCCCCGUAUCCAGCGCAAGCAGCACCUCUUCAGCUUCAGGCAACUAUUCUCUCUUCACAACCCUCGACGUGACCAACUCCUCCGAAACCUCAUGGCAGUAUUUCGGCCUGCAAACCAGCAAUGGAGAUCCCCUGCCUUCUCUGUCGUAUGAGGGAUGCCUGAUCGUCCUUUCUGAUUUCGACGAGGGAGCCCCCAUUACCACCAAGUACGAAAACACAGCCAGUGAGCAGAGCUGCAGCGCCUUUCUCUCUUCCAAGUGCAGAGCUUCCAUCCUCUCCUCCAUCAACAGUACGGCUCUUUCUUUCUCGCAGAAUGGAAGCCCCAAGUCUCCUUGUGGGGAGAUGACAACACUCCCCACUGAUGGAUGUCCUUCCUAUGAGGCUCUUACUGCAGAAAUCUUCGGAAAAAGCCAGAAUUGUACCACCACAUUUGGAAUCGGGGCAUCAGGGAAUACUACAAGCUGGUAUCUGAAGCAGCUGGAUUCCGCGCUGCCCGUCAUCGUCACCGCGUGGAAUAAUGCCUCGCAGAACGGGGAGGAGUCCUGGGCAGAUACGCAGUUGAUGUGUAUCACACCUGACAAGGUGGUUGCGGGCAGUUUACAGAGCAGCGCGGGGAUCAGCUUGAAGAGAUCUUCAAUGAAUGCCCUUGUUUUAUCGGCUUUUCUUAUUUUUUUUCUCUGGUGA